Molecule: messenger RNA, 645 nt
Organism: Cherax quadricarinatus
Lineage: Eukaryota; Metazoa; Arthropoda; Malacostraca; Decapoda; Parastacidae
Source: RefSeq, a predicted model, not a curated record
AUGACCCACCUGUGGCCUGGUCUGAGAUCAGCUCAUGGUGGAUCGGAGUCUGAUAUACCACGCUGUACUGAUGGCCGCACACAAACUGACAUCGAACCUACAGCCCGGCUAGACAAGGCUCUAGUCCCCAGCUAUCCCAACUUUCUGAGUAACAGUGGCAUCCUGGGAGACAAGAUUGAAGGACCACAAUGGAACUGUUGUUCUGGGCAGUACCAGUUAUCCAAAUCUGGCAGUAGGUCCUCAUAUGUCUCUAUGGAUCCUCGUUGCACAACCUCUCCGAUGCCUUUGACCAAAAGUUAUGCAUGGUUCCUAUUAGAGUCAAGAGGGUUUGACAACCUAUAUGCUAUGGCUGGUUCAGGAUAUGGACUUGAGUGUUGGGGUUUUGACACUGCUCCGACUGGACACACACUGCGUCUAAUCUCGUUUUCUCGAGUAAUUGAAAACUCAUUAGGGGAGUUAUUGAGAAGCAACCAGAUCAGUCCCUUCAUAAACCAGGUUGCUGGUCUUCCUGGCAUACAGGAAUUCAACGCUGACGAGGUGCCGGGUAAACUAGAGGGCAUCCUACCAGUCAUACAGAAAGUCAACAAGAAGUUCAAAAACCCGAUUUGGAGGAAAGAAGUGAUGGUGCCUAGAACAAUUAUUUAA